GCUGUCAAUUUUUUUUCCAGGCGAACGAUUACCUUACUGAAAAGUGGAAAAAAAUGGUUUGAUUUUGAUGAUUACAAUCACGAUGGAAUACUUUCAAUGGCAGAUCCUAGAAUAUUUGAGGAACGUUAUAAAGCUCGUGAAGAUCUGAGCGAUACACAAUUGAAGACGAUUAUGAAAAAAAUGGAUAGACUGUGGAAGGACUUUUUCUUCACAAACAAGAAAGAACUCUCUAAAAAAGACUUUGUAUCCAUGAUAAAACAAAGAUAUGAAUCCAACACGACUGCAUUUAAUGAGAUGGUGCGUGCGUUUUUAUCAGUAUGGUGCGAAGUGAUAGACUUAAAUGGAGACACAUUCCUUUCAGAAGAAGAAUUCCUUUUGAACUUUGCUGCUGAGAAGCAUACUAAUAUCCAACAAAAUAAGCAGGUUUUCUACUCGAUGAAGCCUAUCAAUGGGCGUGUUCCAAAUGACGCUAUCAUAGCAUAUUAUUUUCGCUAUAUAACUGAUCCUGAUAAGGCAAAUUUUGACAUUAUCUUAGAUGCAAUAAAUUCUGGUGUUUAAAAUAAUAUUAGUUCCUUGAAAUUUGUAAUGAGACUGAUAAUAAAUCGUUUAUUCUCACAAAAGUGAAUAAGCCUCCUUCUUAUUGCGAGAAAAAUCACUCCUUAUGUAAACUGUUAUACGUGCUUGAUCUGUAAUAAAAGAAGUGCUAUCAUCAAUUACAAAUGAAAUCAACAAAUGAA
Molecule: messenger RNA, 737 nt
Organism: Ruditapes philippinarum (Manila clam)
Lineage: Eukaryota; Metazoa; Mollusca; Bivalvia; Venerida; Veneridae
Exons: 2
Coding region: 97-558 (153 amino acids)
Source: RefSeq, a predicted model, not a curated record